UUACCAUCAUUAGCAGAUUAUGCACGGAUCCUGACACAACUGACUAUGAAAGCGGCAGACCAUGCCUUCCAGGCCAUCAAAGACCUCGUGACGAGCCCACAAUGCCUUACCACAAUAGACCAUGACAAUCUGGGAAACAACAAAAUCUUUGUAAUGUGCGACACUUCGGACUUUCAGACAGGUGCUGUA
Messenger RNA from Suillus plorans, 189 nucleotides. RefSeq lists its product as uncharacterized. The transcript has a single exon. Lineage: Eukaryota; Fungi; Basidiomycota; Agaricomycetes; Boletales; Suillaceae. The record is from RefSeq and is a predicted model, not a curated record. The annotation marks the transcript as partial.